Messenger RNA from Mesorhabditis spiculigera, 2631 nucleotides. Lineage: Eukaryota; Metazoa; Nematoda; Chromadorea; Rhabditida; Rhabditidae. The record is from the annotation of a GenBank genome assembly.
AUGCCAAAUGUUUCGCCGUCUACAGUAUCCCAACAGGAAAUCGGCUUCAAGACGAUCCGCGCGACGAAGCACUCCCUAACAAGGUCGCCCACCCGGUCGACCACCCAGGCAUCGACCCCCGUCGUGCAAUGGCGCGCCUCAAAGUCCGACAUCGCCCACUCGUCGAGCUAUAAGUCUUCAGAAUCCCAGUCCGAUCUCCCCGCCCAGCGUGACGAGACGCCGCCCUCUGGAGAUGUCUCCGAGUCGACCCGCCCCGACUCCCCCUCCAAGAGCGAACGUUCAUCUACCGGAAGCCGGAACAUGUGCUGCGUGGUCACCUCGCUGCUUCUCGUCCUCGCCUUCGUUUUCGGCGUUGGCGUCUACAUGUGGAUGGUCAACAUCAUGGACGAGCCCUUCGACAACAGCAAGGAGGCCAGGCUGAUGCGCCAGAUCCAACACGAGUUUGGCCCCCUGGAAACCGGGGGUCCCGAUCCGAAGAUGAUCAUCAACAUGUGGGUGCUGGUCAUCGACGCCCCGCACGACUCGAUCGAGCUGUACAGCAAAGGCCUCGACAUUGUCUUUGCCACCUUGUUCUCGAGUUCUCCAGCCGAUACGCGCCGAUUGAGUGUCGCCCACAACGACACGCUGGAGCGUAUCGCCCUCGCGCAUCGCGACCAAAUUCCGGCCGGGACCCACCAUGUCCAGAUUGCGUACAAAGGAACGAUAAACGAGGGGCUGCACGGCUUCUACCGUACCUCACCGCACGGGGGCGCCGUGUCGGCGCUGAUGAACCUGGAGGCGACGCACGCUAGGAGGGUGGUGCCGUGCUUUGAUGAGCCACGCUUUCUGGCCAAUUGGACCCUCUCCGUGCGCCACCCAAAAAACACGACCGCCACCUCGAACAUGCCGAUGACUCCCGGCUUCCCCCAGCCAGAAAUUGACGGCGAAUGGACAAGGACCCGCUUCGAGCCCACCCCGCCACUGCCGCCGCAUCGCCUUGCCCUGGCCAUCCACAACCUGGGCCACGAGACGGGGAUGCUGGAAGCGAGGGUCAGGGUCUCCGCCUACGCGCGAGAGGAGCGCUCGGAGUUGACCAAGGAGCUGCUCAACGUCACCGUCGAGCUGCUGGCCCACUUCGAGGCGAUGCUGGGCCUCGAGUACCCGCUUCAGAAGCUCCACAUCAUCAUGGUGCCCGGGGUAUCGCGUGGGAUGGUGGCCAGUCUCGGGUUGAUCAUCGUCGACGAGAAGGCCCUGAUCGGCUCCUCGGGCUUUGAAGCCGUCCCUAGGCUGCAACUUAUCGCCGGUGCUGUGGCCGAAGGGUUGGCCAAACAGUGGCUCGGCAACAUGGUGACGAUGCAUUGGUGGGACGAUCUUUGGCUCAGCGAGGGCUUCUCGUCGUUUUGUCGGCUCUUCGCCUAUCGCUACUACGACAUCGCCAAGCCGUAUCAACAACCGGAUGACCUCUUCAUGGCUGAACACCACGCUCCCCUCGACGCCGAGCCGGGAUACCCACUUCCCGCCCUCCGGCAGCCACAAAAUGAUACCGACCCGUUCAAUAAAUGGCCCCGGACUCCGCUUGAAAUCGCCAGCGUCUUCGAGCCGCGCAGCCUUCUGAAAUCUGCACACGGCAUCUACACGAUGUAUCGCUCGAUCGGGUCGGAGCGCUUCUGGCGGAUGUUCAAGUGCCCCAACCCGUACACCCGUGCCACCCUCUACUCGGACGUGUUCGCGAUGGCGGAAGCCGGUGUGGAGCCCUACUCGCGUGCCCUCCAGUUCCUUGAACUGCUCCCCGUCGAGCCAGACAACGCGGCUCGUCGCGCCCUCGGCGCCGAACUCGACAAGGUCAAUCGUCGUCUCCUGGCGAAUGUCCAAAAUGAGACCGUCGUCAAGCUCGUCGCGGCCGUCGGGAAAUUCUACCAGCGUUGCGAGGAUUACGGGCAGAUGGAAACCCCCACAUGGUGUCUGGAGAUGAACAACAAAUCCGACUGGGCCACCGUUUUCCGCACUGACGUCCAAGACUCAUGCGAGGAGGGUGUACCGACAAGUAACUGCAGCCGUAUUCCGGAGGCUACCCGCCUGUUCGUCUACUGCAAGGCUGCCGAAGCCGACGAGGACGUCGCUGAAUACAUUUGGCAAAAGCUCGGUCUCGAGAGUGUUACUCCCUCCAGCCUCGACGAGCUCGACACCCUUUCCGAGGCGCUCCUAUGCAGCAAGGAGUGGAAAUACCCGCAAAGGGUGCUUGACGUCUUCUCCGAUCGGCGCCUUGCGGAAAAGCUGUCCUUCUUGGCGGGUCAUCAAGCCGAUUCUUCCCAGCUCGUCGACUAUUACGUGGCCAACUUUGGGCGCUUCUUGGAGAGGCUACGUGACGACCCCUACGAGACGCUCCGCCUCAUCCGCGCCAUCCAACCGGCCAUCAGGACCGAUGCACAUGUGGAAAAGGUGAGUGAACGCGUCGCAGAUGCGUUGAGGCCUACCGCUUCACCCCCACAAAUCCAGAUCAAAACCCUCCUCACCACCCCCGACCUUCCCGAUGCCCUGAAGGCCGCCUGGCUCUGGGACGAGGCCUUCGAGCGUCACCGCCUUGAGCACGAGUGGCACGCCAAGUAUUCGGCCAACAUCCUGGACUUCUACUCGCAGAUGAACGUCGCCAAA